Messenger RNA from Beta vulgaris subsp. vulgaris (sugar beet), 1106 nucleotides. Its product is annotated as protein LURP-one-related 12. The transcript has 2 exons. The record is from RefSeq and is a predicted model, not a curated record. Bases 104 to 754 code for a protein of 216 amino acids. NCBI's taxonomy places the organism in Eukaryota, Viridiplantae, Streptophyta, Magnoliopsida, Caryophyllales, Amaranthaceae.
AUAUUCCUCAUCACUCACGUUAGUUAUUUCUACACAUUGUUAGUUCAUCUCUUUUUCUCCCUAAAUUUUACAAAAAUUGAAGAAGAAUUUAGAAGAGAAUAAUAUGAAGGUAGGAGAAAGUGGAUUUACUUCUGAGAAAGAAACGCAUCUUACAGUUUGUAAAACUUCGCUGUUUUUCACGGGUGAUGGUUUCACUGUUUAUGAUUGUAAUGGACAACUCGUAUUCCGAGUUGACUCGUAUGGUCCUGAUUGGCGCGAUCAGGAUGAAAUUGUCCUCAUGGAUGCCUCUGGACGUUGCCUCCUCACGGUUCGCCGUAAGAGGCCAAGUCUACACAACAGAUGGGAAGGUUACUUAGGAGAACGUACCGAAGGAUUAAAGCCAAUAUUUAGCGUGAAAAGAUCAUCAAUAAUUGGACGUUCAGGAGUAAAUGUUGAAACGUACCAAAAUGCAGGGGAAGAUUAUCAAAUAGAUGGGUCAUUUGCACAAAGAUGUUGCACAAUUUAUGAUACAACUACUAGAGAAGUGAUGGCGGAGAUCCGAAGAAAAGUGGAUGCUUCGUCAAAUGUGGUAUUGGGUAAAGAUGUUUUUUCUCUAUUUAUUAAAUCCGGAUUCGACGCCGCCUUCGCUAUGGGCCUGGUGUUGGUAUUGGACCAGAUUAGCUCUGAUGGGCUUGUUGAAGCUAUUACUGGGUCUGAUUCGGAUAGUUCUCAUAGUAAUAAUGGUGUGGACUCCAACUCCACCAGCCCAAAAUAGGGUCCAUUUAUGUUAUUGUUUUUUUUUUUUUUGGGGGGGGGGGGGGUUACUAGCACUUUUUUUUCCUUAAUUAAUGCACAACAGAGAAGUGUGAAUUAAUGAAUUGUUUUUUUCUUGUUUUGGGGGGUUGGAGUAAAAAAUAAUGUCUAUAAUCGUUGUAAUUUUAUGGGGUACAGUUAAGAGAAUGACGAGAUAUCUAAAUAUCUAUUAUGAAAGAUAUUUUUUGUAACUUGUUUGUUGUGAGCCCCAUUACUUUUUUAUAUAUAAGGUUUAGUCGUUUAGAUAUUUAUAAAUUUUAUGUAAUCAAACUCAUCUUAAUUAAUGAAAAAUAUGUUAUAAAUCAUUCAUUUUA